GCGCCUGGCUGGGUGUAAGUAGGGCAAGCCGCUUCCUGGUUCUCAGAAAGGAGGAGCUGGGAGUCGGAGUGGGCCAGCAGCAGCAGCGCAGGCAGCAGACCGGGGGUCAGACAGAGAGAGACGCGGAGAGAGGAGGACCGGAGGUCUGCGCCACAGAGACGCACGGUUUGGUCAAGAGGAGCAGCUCAGGUGUGUGUGUGUGUGUGGAGCUGAGCUGAGGACGACGGCAGCACAGAAGAAAAGACACUGACAAAAGCUGCGAGAAUUUAAAAAAGAAGAAGAAGAAGAAGAAGAAGUGGAAGAAGAAGUAGUCAGGGUGGGACUGAGUGAUCCAGGAAGUGUGGAGGUCGCUCAGGUGGGAGGCGACGCGUCAGGGCAGGUGCCUCACUCACAGCCGCCGGUGCUCAGGUGUAUGACCUCUGCUGACCACUGAGCAAAAAAAGAGCCAAAGAAGACCGAGUGGAGUGAGCAAGAGAGACAGAAAUCCGGCACCCAUCUUCUGUUGAUUUUAUGGACUGGAGGUGGCGAUGUCUCCAGGAGAGGACGGUCUGAUUGGGAUCCCCUUCCCGGAGCACAGCAAUGAGCUCUUGUCCCACCUCAAUGACCAGAGGAGGACAGGCCUCCUGUGUGACCUCACCCUGACCUCCCGCGGGGCACGCUAUCCGACUCACCGCUCUGUCAUGGCCGCCGUCAGCCUAUACUUCCGUCGGCUGUUCGGGACAGAGGAGGGGGGUGGUGAGGGCGGCGGAGGUUUCAGCGUUUGUCAGCUGGACUGUGUAGCACCUGACGCCCUGGACGCCCUACUUGAGUUUGCUUACACUGCAACCCUCACCAUCCCAAGCUCCGGGAUGAGAGAUGUGCUGCGAGGAGCUCAGCUUCUGGGCAUCCAGUGUGUGGCUGAUGCUUGCAGAGAAAUCCUUGGGGAGAAGGCAGAGGCCGAGGGAGAAACAGCAGAAGAGCAGAGAAUCCAAUACGCGGCUCCUAAGAGGAUGCUAGUAGGAGAGAGUUAUGUACAGAAAGUGUCCAGAAGAAAAACGGACAGAAAACGGGUGAAAAAAGUUGAGUUGAAUCACAGGUCCUCAUUUUUUAAUCCAUCACCGGCUUCUCCCAUCUCUCACUCUUCACCUGCGUCUGACAGCCUGCGCUCCCUGCCGUCUACGCAGCCACCCAGCCCGGAGCAGGAGGAGCUUUUCAUCAAAUCAGAACAGCAGAACGGAGAUCCCAGGUCGAUGAGAGAGCCGGGGAGAGGAGCCACACCAAAUGGAGGUCACCCUCACUGGCUGCACGACCGCCCCCGUAUAGCUCAACCACCUCCUGUCCCACCCCCCAAUGAUAAGCUCUUAGGGAAUGAUGGCGUGGAGGGCUUUGGUGAGGAUCGUAUGCUAAUGGGAAGCACAUCCGUACCAACAUCUGUAGCUGAGCGUGGGGCGGCGGCAUCAGCAGUCGGAGGCGGGAGGAAGAGGAAGUCUCAGACGCCACAGCAGUGUCCCGUCUGUCAGAAAAUCAUCCAUGGUGCGGGAAAACUGCCCCGACACAUGAGGACACACACGGGAGAAAAACCCUUCCAGUGCUCUGCCUGUGGAGUCCGUUUCACUCGGAAUGAUAAGUUAAAGAUCCACAUGAGAAAACACACAGGAGAGCGUCCUUACCCGUGCCCCCACUGCACCGCCAGGUUCCUACACUCGUACGACCUCAAAAACCACCUGUCCCUCCACAGCGGGGCAAGACCCUUUGAGUGCCCGCUCUGCCACAAGGCCUUCGCCCGGGAGGAUCACCUCCAGCGUCACCGCAAGGGUCACAGUUGCCUGGAGAUGCGCACACGCCGACCCAGGCGAGGUCCUGAGGUUAUGGAGGACGGGAGAGAGGAUGAGGGCAGGAGAGAGCAGCCAAACCCUCUGGAGGCUUUGUCCUCGCAGGCCCACACCUCAGUGUUUCACCCACACAUGUUGCUGGAUGGCGGCAGUGGACCAAGCGGCGCUCAUCCGCUGAUGUUUCCAGGCGAUGUGGAGAGGGGGCGCUCUCUCGCCCUACAGGCUCUGGCCCAGCUUGGGCCUCACAGGCUGGGCGGCUACCCCGAGCUCUUCCUGCGAGGGCUGGAGCUGCGAGGAAGCAGAGAGGCGGAGGUGGAGGAUCCUGGAGGAACCCACUCACCAGCUGCACUUCGAGACCGAUGGGCAGAUGAAGUGGAAGAGGAAAUUGGAGAUGAGGAAGUGGAGGAAGAGGAAUAGUGGAAGAAGGAGGAGUGUGUGAUUGUGUGUGAGUGAGUUUGUCUGUGUGGUAAAGAAUCCACAGUGAAAAACAAAUCUCAGGUGGCUGGACUAAAUACCUGCUGCUCCCAUAUAGAGAGCACUUAAAAAAAAAAAAGAUAUUUAAAGAAAAAAAAAUGGAAAAACGGGUU
This is a messenger RNA of Solea senegalensis (Senegalese sole), 2398 nucleotides long. RefSeq names its product zinc finger and BTB domain containing 7B (gene zbtb7b). Bases 528 to 2228 code for a protein of 566 amino acids. Gene Ontology annotation, molecular function: DNA-binding transcription factor activity, RNA polymerase II-specific; protein binding; RNA polymerase II cis-regulatory region sequence-specific DNA binding. Gene Ontology annotation, biological process: positive regulation of gene expression; regulation of transcription by RNA polymerase II. NCBI's taxonomy places the organism in Eukaryota, Metazoa, Chordata, Actinopteri, Pleuronectiformes, Soleidae. The transcript is spliced from 4 exons. The record is from RefSeq and is a predicted model, not a curated record.